Penicillium egyptiacum is the source of this 1126-nucleotide messenger RNA. NCBI's taxonomy places the organism in Eukaryota, Fungi, Ascomycota, Eurotiomycetes, Eurotiales, Aspergillaceae. The record is from the annotation of a GenBank genome assembly.
ACACUGGAGAGUCGCGAUUCUUGUCGACAUUUACCCCUUCCACCGCGUACCCCGUACCGGACAAACCUCCAGAAUGGCUACCCUUUUGCCCCGCGGAUAUCGUUCCGCCACCGAACACUGUUUCGACGAAGAACAAGCCGAAGCUAUUGUUCGAACCACCGCCUACCACCGCAGAGACUUUUGUCUAUCCGUCAUCUGGUUCUCGCCCCGUGAACACGUCGAUAUUCGCCCGUCAAUAGCAACACCCUUUCAGCGGACAUCAAAUGUUGGAGUCGGCUCCCUCGACCGGCUACCCCUCGAGCUCUUAUUUGACACAUUGUACCGUCUGGACAUGCAUUCUCUGUUCAAAUUUCGACAAAUAAACCUCCGAUCAAGACAAAUGGUAGAUUCUCUCCAGCAGUAUCAGCGGGUAGUCUCUUAUGGACUGAACCUCUUCUGUGCUUUGUUACGAACACGACUUGCCGUGCACAUUUCUCGACUCGACUUUUACAACACAUUAUGUACUAAAGCAUGCAAUUUUUGCGGCGAAUUUGGCGGGUUUAUAUCCCUCCUAAUUUGGAAGAGGUGCUGUUUUAAUUGCCUCCAGUGGUCUUCGGAAACCCAAGUGCGGACUCUCGCCUCAGUCCGAAAGCAUUUUCACAUGACCAAAGCCGAAUUAGACCAACUGAGAUCAUUUAAGGCCUUGCCUGGAAUAUACUCGAUGGAUGAAUCUGUACAAAAUUCCCGCAUUACGAUCGUUUCUCUCUAUCAGGCCACUUUGGCUUGCAGACGGCAACCGCCUAGACUUCCGCAAGCCCAACCAGCGGGCUUAAACCGAAAUCAAAAAAUCAACUUCAUGGGGUCGUGUGCACUUCCUUAUUACGAUAAACAGACUUGCAGAGUGGAACGCGGGAUUUCGUGUGCUGGGUGUCAACUUGGUAUUGAGAAAGGUAUUAUCGGCACCAGGGGCACGAAAUGGGGAUACGAGGCUCGAGACAAAGUGUAUGCGCAAGACAGCUUUUUGGAGCAUUUUCGGUGGUGUGAACAGGCACAGCUCCUGUGGAGAUCGAGUGGCGACGGUAAAAACCGGCCACCCGAGCUACCUGUGUCUGCUCGGACAGGAGGCUACUUUCGAAGAAGAGAAUGA